GACGAGACAAGCACUGACGUUAUAAAUUUUGUUUUUCAAAGGAGUCCGGAUGCGCAGACAGUAGAAUUGGACCGCGAGUUUCUUGAUACCAUCACGGUUCAGGGUCGUGAGUACCAAAAAUACGCAAUCGAUCACCGCAUCUACUUUGGACCGGUAGACGAGGAAGAAGCAGCACGUCUCGAGAUGCAGCAGCGGGUCUUCCACCGAAUCUUCGAUCACCGCCUGAUCUUCCCACCCAUUUCUCAACCUCGGCGGGUGCUGGAUUGCGGCCACGGGUCCGCAUCUUGGGCCGCUGAGGUUGCUGAGCAGUACCCUGAUUGCGAGGUCAUCGGCAUAGAUAUUGCCCCGCACAUGAGCCCGGACAAUGUGCCAGAAAAUUUGUGGCUCCAGGUCGACGACUUGAAUCGGACGUUCACCUUCCCCUCCAAGCACUUCGACCUUGUGCAUUCCAGACUGCUUGCGACCGGCAUCAAUCGAGCUAGAUGGCCGUCCUAUCCAGGAGGCUGGGUUCAGAUGGUCGAGAUCUAUUACAACGUGCAGUCUGACAACGGCUCGCUCACGGACGAGAAUGCCCUGAGAAAAUGGAGCACGCAGUACAUGCGCUCCUUGGAGGACAGGAAGGACCUCCGAAUCGGGUCGAAACUGCGAAACCUAUUGACAGAGGCGGGCCUUGUUGAAGUCGACUUGAAGAUGAUCCCUCUGCCUCUCUGUGGGUGGUCCAAUGACCCCAGAAUGCGGGAAAUUGGUCGAUCCAACUGCGAGAACAUCAGUCAGAUGCUUCGAGAUCUCGCUCUGUAUCCGCUCACCCGACGCUUGCAUAUGACGACAGCGACUUUUGAUUCUCUCGUGGCGCAGGCCCAGGAGGAGGCGAGAAACCAUAGUUUAAAGCCAUAUUUCCCACUGUAUGUUUGCAUCGGUCGCAAGCCAUAG
Messenger RNA from Penicillium lagena, 930 nucleotides. RefSeq names its product class I SAM-dependent methyltransferase. The record is from RefSeq and is a predicted model, not a curated record. The transcript has 7 exons. Gene Ontology annotation, molecular function: methyltransferase activity. NCBI's taxonomy places the organism in Eukaryota, Fungi, Ascomycota, Eurotiomycetes, Eurotiales, Aspergillaceae. The annotation marks the transcript as partial.